This is a messenger RNA of Aedes aegypti (yellow fever mosquito), 2298 nucleotides long. RefSeq lists its product as uncharacterized. Gene Ontology annotation, biological process: sensory perception of taste. The transcript has 5 exons. The record is from RefSeq and is a predicted model, not a curated record. Gene Ontology annotation, cellular component: neuronal cell body; membrane; axon. Lineage: Eukaryota; Metazoa; Arthropoda; Insecta; Diptera; Culicidae. Bases 396 to 1538 code for a protein of 380 amino acids.
ACUACCACUGGAUCAGCCACCCUAUGAAGACAAUACAGCGAUACGAAAUGCGAGUUUCUUUCUAUAUACUCUUCUUCUUUACAGACAAACAUCGAUCUUGAAAUGGUAUCCCAUCAAUUGUUACACCAAAAGCUUGUAUUUUGCGCACAUGAUUUCUUCGAUAUUGAUUUGAAAUUUCUUAAUUUGGUAAGAUUCGUAAGAUUUUGUUAAUUUACUGCUCGAAUAACCAUUUUUCUAAUUUACUUCCAGAUGGUUGGAGCAGUUACGACUUACCUAAUAAUUUUAUUGCAAUUUUAAGUGAGUGAUUGCUCGUAUAGCUAAUGCAACCGGAAAACGGACUCUAAUCAUCUAAUAUUCAUGUGCCCAUUCGGCACCCAUGUCGUUUUAUUAUCGGGAUGGCAAUUUUAGUUGCGUGCCACUACAUCAUGGAGAAACAUUUCGUCCGUGUUAAUUGGAGCUUAUUUCUAAUAUUUUCAAGUGCCGGAUUGGUGCCAUUUUCCAUCGAUAAACGAACACUUCAUGUCAGGGAAAGUGUAGGGAAAUUUAUUCUGUGGCUACUCGUUGUGUCAAUCAACAUCACUUGCUUUUACCAAAUAUAUUCAAACAGUUUGAGAGGCAAUUGGCAUGGAAUGGUGGUCAAAUUUUCUCAAUGGUGUAUACUUAUCCUAAUAACUGUCGAUGCCGGUUGUAUACUUGUUCAAGCUUUGCUAUGCCGACGGAACCACAUGCUACUUAUCAAUGACAUCGUGGUCGAUGACUUUAUAAUCCGCGAAAAGUACAGAUUGCAAUUGAACGAUCAAAGGAUUAAACGACGCACUUUGAUUAAAAUUUUGCUUUUGGGACUACACUGGUCUUUAAUACAUGUUUGUGAAAUAAUUAGCACGCAAGAGAAAUUAUUGGCUCUGCAAAAAGCACUCACAUCAGUUCCCCUCGUAUGGUUGUUGAACGUUAGACUAUCGAUGCAAAUAUUCUACAUUGAUUUGGUGGCUGAAAGAUUGCACAUCCUAAAUGGAGAGCUCCAAUUCUUGGGCAAUGAGGAUAUGAAUUUUGCCAAUGGACAACCCAAUUUUCGUGAAGUCAUCAGAAGGGUUCAACAGACUUAUACUGCCAUAUGGAAAUGUUUCCGAAAAAUAAAUUGCAUUUUCGGUUGGUCUACCGUUACAUUAGUUUUAAAAUUGUUCGUUUUGCUUAUCAUUACUAGCUUUUGGUGCAUCAACGGACAGAAAAGUUUCAACAAUAAUGGCUGGCUAUAUCUCGAAUCAUCGCUUAGCAUAGUAUUUAUAAUAAGCAGCCUUGCUUUACUGUGUCAUUCUGCAGCCAACUGCAAGAGAAAGUCACUUGAUACAGCGGAGGCCCUGCUGAAACCGGAUUACGACUACGAAGACUUGGACGUACGUGAUUUCCUAGCUCAAAUGCAACAUCAACCGUUCGUCACAUCGGCUAAUGGUUUCUUCGAUAUAGAUUAUUGCUUGCUUGGAUCGACACUUGCAACUACCGCCACUUACAUAGUGAUAAUGCUCCAACUGGAGGGAAACUAAAUUCACACUCAGCUAAAUAUGCCACCUAUUACUCAUCGAACUAAGAAGUGCCUUGAUGCAGCUGUGAAUUUCCAUACCACUUUGCGCAGCGGUUCCCAACUGAGCGAAUGUAGGAUGAUUGAAAACUGAAGUAUGACAUCUGAGGGUGAUCUAUUUAUUUGGGACGUUUCGCUCAUGUGUAAAUCACGUGUUUGCAUGGAGAUAAAGUAUGAAGUGUUUCAGCUAAUUACUUCUAAUCUGAGUAUUGCACACACAAAAUACGCAAUGCCAGGGCGUACAACAAAAUCAGAUCUGGAAACGCAUGGUGAUUACUAAGAGAACUAAUUAGCGCAAAUCUAAAAAACAGUUUAGUCGAUACGUCGUUACAUCAAAACGGUUGGAAACCUCUGGCAUAGUAUGUGCUAGAAUGUGUAUCUUUCAUAAAACAAAUAUAGGUAUGCACAGUUGAUUCAGGCGACAAUCACUUGACCACCCACCCAAACACCGUUGCCUCGACGGUGCUUCGAACACAAUCAGUUGUUUACAAGCUACCCACUGCAAUAAGCACGACAUUGUUUGGCAAACACACUAACAGAAUGACACGAUUUUUUGAGAAGUUUACCCUUUUUUGUGUGAUAACUGUGAUAACUGCACUGUCGCUCAUAAUCGUUACCAGUGUGCAAUUGGCUUACGAGCCUGCAACAGUGAUAAAUCGUGAUAACGACAAGCUCAUGUAUCAGCUAAAAAGCAUACGCCAAAGUUCUGGUUGGAUCAACAACAG